GGCGGAUCCGCCCGGGCAGCCCCGCCCGGCCCCGCACCUGCCCCCGGUGCCGCCCCGCCGGCGAGUCGGGGCCGAUCCGCCUCGGGAGCUGCUGCCGGAGCCGGCGCCCGCCAUGGGCGCGGGGCGCGGGGGGAUGCGCUGCAUCAAGAUCCUGCUCUUCAUCUUCAACCUGACCUUCUGGCUGGCAGGACUGGCUGUCAUUGCCUUCGGGCUGUGGCUGCGCUUCGGUGGGGCGAUGGCAGACUUUGCUACAGACAAGAAGUCCCCGGAGUAUUUCUUCCUGGGGCUCUACGUGUUGGUGGGAGCAGGGGCCAUCAUGUCUGCAGUUGGAUUUUUCGGGUGCUGUGGAGCAGCGCGGGAGUCUCAGUGCUUGCUUGGAGCAUUCUUUGCUUGCUUGUUGGUGAUAUUUGCAGCUGAGGUCACUGCUGGAGUAUUUGCCUUUCUAGGCAAGAAGGUGGCAAUACAGGAGGCCCAGAAGAUCUAUGAAGAUGCUUAUGAUGAUUAUAUGAAAAACCCAGUGGGGAAGGUCAACAGUACCAUCUAUCGCUACCACGUGGCUCUCCAAUGCUGUGGGAAAGGUAACGUGGAACAACAAGUGGGAUUACCCUGUCCAGAGAAUAUCCAGCUGCCAAAGAACUGCCUGGUUGAAAUUCAGAAUGUAAUUGAUACUAAUCUGCAUUUAGUUGGAAUUGUUGGAAUUGCAAUUGCUGGCAUCACAAUCUUUGGCAUGAUAUUCAGCAUGGUUCUGUGCUGUGCCAUCCGUAACACACGGGACAUGAUCUAAAACUGUCACGGCACAACUGGGUCCCAGGAGUUCCAGACUAAGCUUACAAGAAGUGCUCUUCUACCCAAUUUAAUAAUUGUAAUGCAUUUUAAUCAGUGUUUUAACAUACUGAGAGGAAAAUAUCCCAUUAGGUGAUCAGGUGAAUUGUAUUAGUUGCAGUAAAACUGAAGUGAACAAAAAAAAAAGGGGGUUUAAAAUGUCCUUUUUAAUGAAAAAUGCAAAAGGUUCAUCUAAGACUAAUUUGAUUUUUAAUGUUUGUAUAUGUGCAAUUAAGAGUUUACACUUGUGUAAGCACAUGCAUAUCUGCCCUUACAAAUGUAUAUGCACGUGAGCAGGUCCCUGGAUGUGCAGUACCUUGCCUAGGUAAGUAUGUGCAAAUGGAAUAUGUUGUGUGUGCAUCCAGAGUCUCCCUGUGCAGGAAUCUGCACAUCCCACAGGGACACAGUGCUUGGAACCCUCUCACACUGAGCCCCUGUUUGACAAGAAUUAGCAGAGGAACAAAUGCCACUGUAAAAAGCAAGACCCACGAUCCAUUUUGUAACUGUUCUUUCCAAAGCCCAAACAGAGUAGAAUUAAUAAAAUCGGACUUUAUUUAAAAAUAA
This is a messenger RNA of Pseudopipra pipra, 1386 nucleotides long. It is a transcript of the gene TSPAN2, whose product is annotated as tetraspanin 2. The coding region runs from base 113 to 784 and encodes 223 amino acids. The record is from RefSeq and is a predicted model, not a curated record. Gene Ontology annotation, cellular component: plasma membrane. Lineage: Eukaryota; Metazoa; Chordata; Aves; Passeriformes; Pipridae. The transcript is spliced from 8 exons.